AUGAAACAGGGGUCCAUAAGUGGGCGAAGACGCCCCCUUCUAAUCACAUUCAUUGUGGUCGCCCUUCUCGUGGUCAUUACCCGCUUUGUGACGUUGAAGUCCGCCACAGCGUUGGAUUUGGAUAAGUCAGGAAUCUUUUCGAUGAUGUAUAACGAAAACGACAAGAAACAAGAGGAGUUCUUGAAGAAGUUGGAAAAAAUGCAGCUGCUGUUUUACGCAAAGCAGGAGGAACGUCUUGCCAACUUGGAGAGACAAAAUGAGAUCUUGCUCGAGCAGGUGCGUCUGUUAAAAGUUCCUCCUAAGGAAAUGUCUAUUAGAGACAAGUUGGUGUAUAUGACUCCCUACGACCCCAAGUGCAAGUUCCCCGCGUACAUUUGGCAGUCAUGGAAACAUGGUUUGAAUGAUGACAGAUUCGACGAGGCUUACAAGGAGGGACAAGCUCAGUGGGCGUUCAAGAACCCUGGGUUUGUUCAUGAGUUGUUCAAUGACGACACCAGUUAUACGGUCAUCAGACACUUGUAUUUGUAUGUUCCUGAGGUUCUUGAAGCAUACGAGAGCUUGCCUGAACUCAUUCUCAAGAUGGACUUCUUCAGAUACUUGAUCUUGUUUGCUAGAGGCGGUGUCUAUGCAGACGUCGACACCUACCCAUUACAGCCUGUGCCCAACUGGAUUCCGGAGAAUGUUUCGCCUACAGAACUCGGUUUGAUCAUCAGCGUGGGCACGGAUUCUAGCUCGCCCAACUGGAAACAGGAAAAUCAUCGCCGGUUGGAGUUUGGACAGUUCGUAAUCCAGAGUAAGCCUGGACAUCCAAUCUUGAGAGAGAUCAUUGCACAAAUCACCGACAAUACACUCAGAAGAAAGCUGGAGUUGAAGGACGGUGAGCGUCUUGGUUUGUCCACUUCCCCAAAUCAGAGACAAUUGGACAUUUCUAGAUGGACUGGUGCAGGUAUCUGGACGGAUGUGGUCAUGGGUUACCUCAAUGACUACGUGAAGUCAUCGAUAUACCAGUCAGUGUCGUGGAGAGAGUUCCAUGCGUUGGAUGUUCCAAAGUUGGUGAGUGAUAUCUUGGUUUUGCCAAUUAAGUCUUUUGCAUCCGAUCUCGAAAUUCCUAAGGACAACAAGGUGAGCGACCCGAUUGCUUUUGUCAAACAUUAUAUGGCAAGCAUUUGGAAGACCACCUAG
Molecule: messenger RNA, 1182 nt
Organism: Sungouiella intermedia
Lineage: Eukaryota; Fungi; Ascomycota; Pichiomycetes; Serinales; Metschnikowiaceae
Source: the annotation of a GenBank genome assembly